AUGCCAAUAGCUACCUCCCUCCCCUCCCGCAAUGUCACUUUGCGCUACCCCGCCGAACUCCUAGAAGAAAACUACCAGCUCCUAGAGCUCCCCGCAGACAUCCUUAAGCAGAUUGAGGGAAAAUCUGAUGCCUUUCCCCUGACCAUCAAGGGCCGUCCUUCUGACGAUGCCGUCUUGUGCACACCUACAUCCACAUACCUCAUCCGCACAGUCGGCAUCUCCAACUCGCUCCUCGUCUGUCGAGAGCCCAAACUCCCAAACGUCAACGGGAAUGACGAGCUGGAAAUCCGCGAUAUCAGCCACGAAAUUUUGGAGCUCGUCCCGCAGCCACCCAAUCUGGAGCGGAUACGCACCCUCCUCCGUCCGACCGCAUGGAAGGGUAUCGGCCAUGGCUUGGAGCCCACGCUAGGAAAGCGCAAGCGGGGAUGGAGCAGAGUCCAAAUGGAGAGCGUCAUCCAAGCUAGCGAUGCCGAGUUGGCUGCUGGGAUCAAGGAGAGGAACGUCGUAGAGAUUGAUAACCGCCUUGUCCUACUCCCCUCCUUAAUCCUUGGCCUCCUUCUCCAAAUCAUGUUCAACCUCCUUGCCAUCCACACCAAAGCAGGUGCAGCACGCGCGCCGUCCCGACCCAUCAUUCGCGCCCUCGAAGAAGACCACGAAGUCCCGCCCGAGAUCAGCGCCGCAGUCAUCCGUCUCUUCUCCACCAACACCGCUGGCGCGAUCGAGGUAGACUCCUCUGGCGAUCUCGACGUCGAGUGGAUUGCCGAUACCAAGAGAAUGGUACAGGAGAUCGGGCGGGGGCUGCUGGAAACUCUCAAGGGUGCAAAGCGGCUCGACCUGUUUGAGGGAGAAUGGCGUGAGGCCGUGUCAGAUUGGGAAGGCCUUGUCGAUAUCAACAUGCUGCAAGGCAACUACCUCCUCAACGCUCCACCCCCAUCCUCCACGGCACACUCUUCUCCCCUCAUCUCCUACUUUCCCGCCCAUACCCUCCCCCUCGCCCCCGCCAUUCGCUUUGCCGAUCUCUUCCUCACUCGGACACCAUGGAAACCAGAAGACAUGGCGCCGUUUCUCAAAGGCCUGUAUCGAGAGGGAGACACAAAGGAGCGGGACAAGCUGGUGUCCAAGUUUGUCCGGGUUGUCAAGGACAAGCAGGGGUCUUUGUGGUACCCACGUAGGAGCGGCUAG
Dioszegia hungarica is the source of this 1182-nucleotide messenger RNA. RefSeq names its product sister chromatid cohesion protein Dcc1. Gene Ontology annotation, biological process: mitotic sister chromatid cohesion; maintenance of mitotic sister chromatid cohesion. The coding region runs from base 1 to 1182 and encodes 393 amino acids. The record is from RefSeq and is a predicted model, not a curated record. The transcript has 4 exons. NCBI's taxonomy places the organism in Eukaryota, Fungi, Basidiomycota, Tremellomycetes, Tremellales, Bulleribasidiaceae. Gene Ontology annotation, cellular component: chromosome, centromeric region; chromatin; Ctf18 RFC-like complex.